CGUCCCGAGAUUAAAACUGAUAAAUAGGGUUUAAAACUAUAGAAGUAUCUGAAUGUUAAAUUUGACAUUAAUUAUUAGAGAUUGGUAGAAAUUGGGCUCUGGCGUAGAUUAUAAUACAUUCACAAUCAAUAAUAAGUUUUACAAGAAAAGAAUUAUUAAAGGACUUCAUAAAAUUAUUUUCUUUUCGACGAAGCAGGAUAAAGCUAAUAAGGAGUAACCAAAAUUUAAAUUGACAAAGAAGAUUAACUUGGCAAAAAGAUUCGUCUACAAAUGAUCUGUUGAAGAAAUGAAGAUUCCGUUAAUGAAUCACAUCUUCCUUGCAACGAUUCUUGUUAUAAGCUUGAAUUUUCAGUCGUGCAACGCCAACCAAGGAAAUGUAACGAUGCCAGCAACAGUUACGGUGAAAGUCGUAGAAACAGAUGCAAGGCAAAGACGAUCCAUGGACCAAUUUCCUGACCAAUUAGAUGUUGACUUGUCAACAGAUGAAUUCCAUGAACAGUUUCAAAGUCUCGAAAGAAAUUAUCACGUGCCAGAUAUUCAGUAUGUUCACAUGAUGGAAAAUGGAGCAAUUAAAAUGUUCAAAUUUGAAAGUAAACAGAACUCUGCAUAUUAUAUUGAUGUUGAACAUGGUGCUGCUUUUAGAGUUUCUUUGGCCUCAGAAGGAUCUAAAGAUUUUGAUAUUUACGGAACGUUCGUAUCCGGACAACAUGAAUAUUUGGUACAACCAACGAGAGAUAACCGAAGUACUUACACAGUAUUGCUGAUUGAAGAAAAGCUGACAACAUCGUUUGAUUAUAUUAGUUUGUCAGACACAGAUGCCAACAUAAUUGAAGAGAAGAUGCAGAAUCAUCAGAGAAGACUAUGACCGGAAAAGAAAAGCGACAGACGACCGACUACGAGGUCGAAAUUUUCUUCGUGCAUGACUUUGCAAUGUACAAUAGUUGGUAUGCUACUACUGAAGGAGAAAACGACAGACACAGUGCUACAGUUACUAAAAUGAUACAAUUCACCGCUUUUCUGCUAAACGCGAUUGAUCUACGAUAUCAAACUGUGACAGACUACUCGUAUACAAUAUCCUGUCUUUUUGCUGGAAUUUACAUAGCUGAUGUUUCAAGCGAUGCACCUUUUGUAGAAGACCAUGUCUCCAAUAACCAAGCUGUAGCUGAAACUGUUCUUAGCGCUUUUAAGGAAUGGGGAGAGGAUUCAUUGGGAGAUUUUAAUUUUGAUCAUGCUAUGUUGUUUACAGGGUACGAUAUUGGAGAAACAAUUGAUGGCGUAUUUAUUUCUGACAUAGCAGGUCUUGCGUAUUUACCGUCGUAUAAUACAAACGGUGAACUGUUUAAUGCCGCAGUUUGUGGAACGUUGAGAUAUUCUAUCAACGAAGGAGGGAAUUUCGAACCGACAAUGGCAACGAUUGGCGCACAUGAGCUUGGACAUAACCUCGGAUCAUCACAUGAUGGUAGUUCCAAUAACUGUUCUGGCGGAUAUGUCAUGGAGCCGUCUCUUGAGGUUAGUCGUAAUGCAUCCGAAAACCUAGAACUAUGGCAGUUCUCCUCUUGUUCACAGACAUAUUUUGAUACUUAUAUCACGGAUUUAAAUGAUGCAUCCUUAAACUGUAUGACAGUAAGAACAGCAAUAAACAAUGAUGACCUUGACCCUUAUGUAAAUGAUCUGGCGGGUCAGCUUUACAGUCCUGACAUCCAAUGUGAGCGGAUAAGAGGAUCAGGAUCGUUUCUGUACAGGUCCAAAUACGAUGGUAAUUAUUCGACAAUAUGUCAGUCAAUGGCAUGUGCCUCAACAACCACUUCCGGUAGUUUCUACUACUACAUUCCAUGGGAAGGUACAACUUGUGGAAAUGGCAAGAUGUGUCAAUCAGGGCAUUGCGUCGAAUCUCCCUUAGCACCUCCAGUCGACAAUGAAACGUGUCUUUUCGGAGAUGUUCCUUACAACAUGCCGUUCCAGACAUCUGGUUGUUAUGAUUUUCUUGGAACUCGUGAAACAUCUUACAAUUGUUACCAUGAAACGUACAGGCUACACUGUUGUGAAACUUGUGAAGCUAUAAGGCAAAAUAACACGGCGUAUGUAGAUUGUGAAUAUGGAGAUAAAGGUACUGGCUGUUCAGAAAUUUCAUUAUAUAGUUGCCGGUCUAAAAGUGAACUAUGCUGUCGAAGAUGCCAAGAUAUACAAUUAAAUAUUCCAGGUUGUCCUUGGGGUGAUUUCUAUUCUAACUGUGCGGAGUUACCUUGCAGCACUUACUCUGAAGAAUGUUGUCAAACUUGUGCAUCUUCUACCACCUUAUCCAUAACAGUUACUCCUUCGACAACGACAGAUACAAUCACAACCACGACCAAUGCACCUUCAGCAACAAUUUCACCAUCAACAACAACGACUAUUACUUCUACCACAACGACUAGUGCACCUUUAACGACAGCUACUUCUACGACAUCGAUUAGUACACCUUUAACAACAGCUGCUACUUCUACCACAGCGACUAGUACACCUUUAAUGACAGCCGCUAUUUCUACCACAUUAACAGAUUCUUCUACAGUAACGGCAACUCUUAAUCCUACAACGACCAUAACACUUUCCUUAACAACUGCUGAUACUACUUCAACGACCAUUACUCCUACCGCAACAACUUCUUCAUCCACUACCCCUGUUUCACCAACACCCACUACCACCUCUUCCCCAAUGGAAGCUAUAUCAAGCCGAGUGCAAGUUAGCCCUACGUUGUUGUUUUCUUUGUUUUUAUACCAAUUUAACAAGUUGUUCGGUUAAUAUGUUGAUACAUUUUUUAAUUGUGCUAGGAUAAAAUUAUGCAUAACGUUAAACCGUUGCAGAAAUUUACAUCGUACACCAUGCCGAUACUUAAAAUUUAUUUCAAAUUUUUUUUGUUACUUAUUUUUCACUCGUCUUGCAAUGUUUUAAACAGUUUUAUCGAAAGCAUAAUUUGUUAAGCUUCAAUGAGUAAACAUACUACAUUUGUUUAAAAAAAGAGAUAUAACUCGAAGAAAAUUUAGAAUAUUUCACUUAAUCAACGAUAGAAUACAUUUAUUUUGCAGAGAAUUUUAGCAAAUUUUGCACAAAGUAAUAUAUACAAAUUUAAUAUCAAAUGUGGUGUUGCUUGCCACAGUUUUGAGUUAUUUGCCAAUAAAUGAAUGAAAAAGUAGGAUGGUGAACUCCAUUGUUUCUAUCAAUUUGUUUCAAUUAAAUCCCUUUUAUCAUGGAACGUUUAAGAAAAUUCUCUGCUCUACUUUGAAUAUAUAUAAUUUGCCUUAAGUUUGUAAAAUAGUUAAAUUUCCAAUAAGGGACAUUCUAACCUAAAUGUAAUGAAAACAAAACAAAACAUUAGAAAAUAAUGUUUGAUUUGGUUGUAAGAUGAGAAGCAGUGAAAUGUGCAACCCAAUACCCGCUAGCACCCCUUCAGAAUUUUUCAACCGUAAUCAAAUCGAGCCUUUAUUUAAAAGUCGUUUGCAUUGUUGUUAAUGAUGUUUUGGGUCCACCAAACCAAAACGUCAUGUGAAGGACAUUUAUAUCAGAUUUCUGCUAGAUUACAUUAUUACAUAGCAAAUUCAGUAAUUAAUAACUUUAGCGAAUCUGCCAGUCAUUCGCCGAUAAAAGAAGUACAUAUCGGCAGCAAGAUAAUUUUAUUUUAAAAUUGCAUGUCAAUUAAAUAUAUUUCUGGA
Messenger RNA from Ruditapes philippinarum (Manila clam), 3686 nucleotides. RefSeq names its product mucin-2-like. Gene Ontology annotation, molecular function: metalloendopeptidase activity. The transcript has 18 exons. Bases 862 to 2778 code for a protein of 638 amino acids. The record is from RefSeq and is a predicted model, not a curated record. NCBI's taxonomy places the organism in Eukaryota, Metazoa, Mollusca, Bivalvia, Venerida, Veneridae. Gene Ontology annotation, biological process: proteolysis.